AAAAGGAACCAGCAAAAUGAAAGCAGCCUCAGCUGCUUGGAAGGAGUAAUUCGGACGCUCCUAUGUGGAGACUCUGGUAGGGAGCUGAGGGUCUGGGAUCUCUUAGGGAUGCAAACCAAUGCAAGCUUCUGUGUGCUGGAGGAGGCUGUGAGGGCUGCUGAAGAUGUCCGAUAGUCUGGAUGUUGAAGAGAAACCUCCAGCCCCGCCGUUGAGAAUGAACAGCAACAACCGUGAUUCUUCAGCACUAAACCACAGCUCCAAACCGCUCCCCAUGGCCCCCGAGGAGAAGAACAAGAAAGCCAGGCUGCGCUCCAUCUUCCCGGGAGGAGGGGAUAAAACCAAUAAGAAGAAAGAGAAAGAACGCCCCGAGAUCUCUCUUCCUUCAGACUUUGAACACACGAUUCAUGUGGGGUUUGAUGCCGUCACUGGAGAAUUCACAGGCAUUCCAGAGCAGUGGGCCAGGCUACUACAGACCUCCAACAUAACAAAACUAGAGCAGAAGAAGAAUCCGCAAGCAGUUCUAGAUGUCCUCAAAUUUUAUGAUUCCAAAGAAACAGUUAACAACCAGAAAUACAUGAGCUUUACGUCAGGAGAUAAAAGCGCCCACGGAUACAUAGAAGCCCAUCCUUCGAGCACAAAAACAGCGUCAGAACCCCCGUUAGCACCGUCAGUUUCUGAAGAAGAGGAUGAAGAAGAUGAGGAAGAAGAAGAUGACAACGAACCUCCGCCUGUUAUUGCACCACGGCCUGAGCACACGAAAUCAAUCUACACCCGCUCCGUAAUCGAACCUGUCGCUGCACCAGCACCUGCUAAAGAAGCCACCACUCCCCAGCCUGAAAACUCCAACACAAACACUUUGUACAGAAACACAGACCGGCAGCGAAAAAAAUCCAAGAUGACAGAUGAGGAGAUCCUGGAGAAACUGAGGAGCAUUGUGAGUGUGGGAGACCCUAAGAAGAAGUACACUCGAUUUGAAAAAAUUGGCCAAGGGGCAUCAGGAACUGUUUAUACAGCAAUAGACAUCGCUACAGGACAAGAGGUGGCCAUAAAGCAAAUGAAUCUCCAACAACAGCCCAAAAAGGAACUAAUUAUUAAUGAAAUCCUGGUCAUGAGGGAAAAUAAGAACCCCAAUAUUGUUAACUAUUUAGACAGCUACCUAGUAGGUGAUGAGCUCUGGGUGGUUAUGGAAUACUUGGCUGGAGGCUCUCUAACUGAUGUUGUUACAGAGACAUGUAUGGAUGAAGGACAGAUAGCAGCUGUCUGUAGGGAGUGCCUGCAAGCGCUGGAUUUCCUUCAUUCAAACCAAGUGAUUCACAGAGACAUAAAAAGCGACAAUAUUCUUCUCGGAAUGGAUGGAUCUGUCAAAUUGACUGAUUUUGGCUUCUGUGCUCAGAUCACCCCCGAGCAGAGUAAAAGGAGCACAAUGGUCGGGACUCCUUACUGGAUGGCACCGGAAGUGGUGACAAGAAAAGCGUACGGCCCCAAAGUUGACAUCUGGUCACUUGGGAUCAUGGCAAUAGAAAUGGUGGAAGGAGAACCUCCUUACCUUAAUGAAAAUCCUCUCAGGGCACUGUAUCUGAUAGCUACAAAUGGGACACCAGAGCUGCAGAACCCUGAGAGACUCUCUGCUGUGUUUCGUGACUUUCUGAACUGUUGCCUGGAGAUGGAUGUGGACAGGCGAGGGUCUGCCAAGGAACUUUUGCAGCAUCCAUUUUUAAAAUUAGCCAAGCCUCUCUCCAGCUUGACUCCUCUGAUCAUUGCAGCGAAGGAAGCGAUUAAGAACAGCAGCCGCUAGUGCUUUGGGCUGGCAUUCUCCCAUGCCAGCUCACUCCAGAGCAGGACUGAGAAAAAAACUCUAUAGAACCUCAACUCUUCUGCUGCAGGACAGACGGAUGGAUGGAUGGAUGGAUGGACAGCCCAACAGUCGCAGUCAUGGUGGUAGGAGGGGAGAACAACUGUUCUCCAGUCCCUCAAGGAGUAAAAACUUACGUCUUCUUCCUGCUUUCUGGCUCCUUAAUUUAUUUUUAAGAUGAAACAGGGCUUAAGACAGAGAUAAUGACAGAAAUUGCUUUGCUGCCUCAGCCAUUUCCAAGGUAAAGCAAAUUCAGUUGGAAGAUUCCCUUCCUUCUCACCCUGUGAAUAAGCUGUACAUUCACUUUUGUCAAUUGUUUCUUAAAGAUGCAAAGUCCCUUUUAUGUUUUGGGGUUUUUUGUAUGGUUUGGAAUUGGAGAAGGGUCUUCAUUUAUAACUCCAGACUGUACUGCCGUUUGAAUACAGCCCACUCUCUGGUAUUUGCCUAGUCAUUACACUUCUAGAUGAGGAAGAAAGUGAAAUUGCAUUUCCAAUCAAAAACAAAUCAGGAGUGGAGCAGUCAAAACAUCCUGUUGAGAUACAGGCUCAGCUGUGAAUAUAUAGUGUUUCUGUUCUUGACAGUUUCAUUUGUAUAACUAGUUGUAAUAUGGGUGAGAGUCUUACUAAAAUGAGAAAGCAGAAAGAUCAGUUUGCUCAGAAAGGGCUUGUCUGAUGCAAAGCUGUAAGAGAAAUGUGAAGUGAGAGCAGGCCCAGCCUUGCCCAGUGCUGAGCCCCGGGGACCCCUCUGCAGAGCACAGAGCAGCUUCAGCAUCUGCAACCCCAGGCUGGAGGAAGGCGCUUGCAGCAGCAGGUGAUCACCGGGUAAUUGCCUCUUCCUGGCGCUGCACUGAUCACAGUGUCAGCUCUGAACUGGCAGUGAGUUGCUCUCAAGGUUAAUUGUAGUUGUGCUUCAAAAUGUGCAGAGUGGUGGGAGUAGCCCUCUUCAGUUUGUGCAGGAGUCGAAGAGGGGAGAACAGCUGGGUGCUGCUGUCACUUCUGAGGAUGCCUGCUCUCCUGGUCCUCUUGGAGCUCGCAGGAAAGGUUAGUAGCAUUCGUGCUCCUCUUAGCAGCAGGAAGAGCGGCCAGGCUACUCUGCAGGCUUUUGUGCUGGUGAGUGUCCUUUAGGCAUGCAAGUUCUGCCAUGGAAACUGUGACACUGAUGCAAAUGAGUUAUGGCUUCCAGGGUUUGGUUCUGCCUGAGCCAGUCCAGCAGACAGCUUUGGAAGAAAGUGCAUUUAAACCUGGAGCUCUGCAGUGAGCAAGAAGUGCAGAGCCGAUUGCAGAACUAUACAGAGCCAUAAAACCAGCCUGCUGUAUGCUCUCCUCCAUACAGCAAGCACUGCUGAAUACAGUUCUGAGUUGCUGGGGGAGCCCUGGAUGUGACUGAGGAUUGUGCUUGACUAGUCUGCUGAUUUGUAGGAGAGCAGAGUAGUUUUAGUAUGCCAUUUGUGUUUUAUUUAUUUUUUUUCUGAAAGAAAGGAGUGUGGCUUCACUCAGAAAAAGCAUUUGUAUGGAAUAUUUGUUACUGUAUUUUAGUAGUACAACUAAUCAAGACCAUCAAAACAGCAACUGAAUCAACACCUAUAUCCAAGGAGCAAAAAAAGGAGUAAAACAGCUUUUUGCUGUAGUUCUUCAUGUUUUAGGCCUGCUCCCACAAAGGGCUAAGCAGCCUUUGAGGUACUAAAAACCUUCACGUUUUGCUGGUACGAAUGAAGGAUGCUUGGGCUAUUCUUGAAUUAGGCCAUUAGGUUGUCUAGUUUUGUCUUCUUAUUUAGUUACCAUCUUUGUGUUGAAAAUGUCAUUAAUACUGCUAACUACCCCACCCCUACUCACUCUGUCCAUCCCAGUGUCUUUGCUGAGGCAACCGACAGAGGCAAUGCUCAUUAAAGUUCACAGAAUCAUAGGAUGGGUUGGGUUGGAAGGGACCUUAAAGCCCAUCCAGUUCCAACCCUCUGCCAGGGGCUGGUUGCCCCCUCCCAGCUCAGGCUGCCCAGGCCCCAUCCAGCCUGGCCUUGAGCACCUCCAGGGAUGGGGCACCCACAGUUCUCUGGGCAGCAGUGCCAGGGACUCACCACUAUGAGUAAGAAUUUCCUCCUAAUAUCUAACCUAAAUCUCCCAUUUUAGGUUUAAAACUGUUCACCCUUGUCCUGUUACUGUCAGACCAUGUAUGAAGUCAAUCUCCCUCCUGUUUAUAAGCUCCCUUUAAGUACUGAAAGGCUGCAAGGUCUCCCCUUCCUGGGGAGCACAACAGGUUUGAUUUUCAGAUGUCAAGUAAGAAAAGAUGUUUGUUUCUUUUGCAAGGCUAUGUUCUUCUCUGUCAGCUCAAGCUGUCUAUCUGGGAGAUGGGCUUCCCUGAGGAAAAAAAAAAAAAAGAGAUUUAGACUUGAGAAGAGCUGCCCCCAGUUUGUAAAGCAUUAAUCUGAAUAAAACAUUUGUAUUCCAUGUAACUAAUGAAGAAACUAGUGGCAGUUUCUCCUUCCAGUAUUUAUUUUUUUUCCUACCCACAAAGGAACAGAUGGCCAUUCUUUGAAAGGAAAGCACUUUUUUAUGGCACAUGUUUGCUGGACAUACGAUACGUACAUUGACAGAUUACACUACUUCCUCUUUUUUCCUAUUUUCUUUAGCAAAAAAUAUUUCAGCAUAUCUACUUUACUUUUUAGUUAAAUUUCACAAAAGAUAACAAAUAAAAACAGGAAAAUGAUAGCAUUAUUCUUUUUCUGAUCAGUGUAUGCUCCAGCAUACAGAAUACUGCUGGCACUGGCUUUUUAAAUACAACUGCUUUAAUAAGAAGAGGCCUUACUUUUUAUUUUAUUAAAUGCUAUAUUUGUCUUUCCUUGCUUUAGCAAAUCCAGAGACUUUUCUGCUAAAAAAAAAAAAAAUCCUGUGAGGCAGACAGGAUUCAACAGAAAUCAUCUCUGCCAGUGGCUUUUUUUCAGCAUGACUGUAAUUGCCCAGCUGGGACUGCUUUACAUUCAGGGCAGUGCACCUCCAGCAUCCCUGUGCUUCAGCCAGUCUCUGACACAAAAUUCUCAGUCAUUAGAUACUGAAGGACGGCAGCUGCUUUUAUAAUGUCUCAACUCUGAUAGGAAACGUGGAAGAAGCGUAUUAGUAAUAAAAAGUCUGUCCUGAAAGGGGCAAGUCUUGUACAUUAUUUACAAGCUCAAGUAGGAAGUUAGGAUUGACAAUGGUGUUAACUUUCCAGGAAGAAACAAGGCAAAUAUAAAAUCUCUGGAAUCAUGGCGGGUGUUUUUGGACUGCUAUCUUCAGAUUAAGCUAUUAGUUAUAUAUAUUUUUGAAAGCACUAGAAAUAGGCUGUUUCUGUUGCCAAAUGCAUAGGUUAAUGUUGUACGUUUCAAACACUUUCAUUCCAAGGUCCUAAAAGACUGGUUAAUUGUCUUUAUUUUUAAAUUCAUUAAAUGGUGAAAAAAACCAACUCUCUAGAGCUUGACUAUGAUUCCCAUCCCUGCAAGGAAGAUGUGUGAAAAUGACUCGUUACUUUGCUGUGGUAUUAAUGAGUUCUAGGACAGAAGUAUGACAGCAGUAAAGUCAGGGAAGCAUGUGAAGCACAGAAAAGAUUAUUUAUUUAACAAAAAAGAAAAAGAGGAAAAAAAAAAAAGUACCUAUUAAGAAUUCCACACGCACUCCUAGAAGCCUGCACAGGGGUGGAUCUCUCAGUGCUCUCAGGGUUUGUUCACAAACUCGGGCCAGGGUUGCAUUCUUUCUUCUCUGUCCUGCACUUCUGUAAAACUGUCAGUCCUCCAUCUUUGGAUACUGUUUGGCUGACUCACACUACACAGGAAUGAGCUCAAGUAUUUUUUUUUUAGCUGUUUGUGUUGGAUUUCUCUGAUGCCAGCGGCUGCACCUCAGCAGGUCUUCAGUUAGUUCCCCCCACCAUAUCCUGCCACCAAAAAUAAUGCACGGUCCAGUCACCACAAGAAGGAAAGUACAUACUUCUCUCAGCUAGUUGUAGGAAAUGUCACCGUAUCCUUUUAUCUGUGGUUCCACUAUAGUCAUUGGUACGGCCACAGAGCAUUCCUCACACUGAGCUUGUACACGUAUGCAUUUGUUGUUUGCUCACUGGCUUUGGUCACAACUGGACUAGGAUUCAGAGAGAGCUCUGCUAGUCCCCACCAGUAAAGACAGGAGCCAGUUGUUCUUUGCUCGACAUCCAGCGCACGUAUGCUAACACCAGCUUAGCCUUGCUAAACGUUAUCAAGACAGUGGUCCACAAACCUUCUUGGUAGACUAUUGUUAGUACACAUGCAGUAACUUAGUGACAGGGCAAGCUGAUGACAACCCAUAAAUACAAACAUUCAGGUUUUGUUUUUUUUUUUUAACUGAGUGGAUAGAUACCCCUUAUUUUAAAGCCCUACUUUUCAGGAAAUGGGCAAAGAACUACCUUUAUUUCAAGGGAAAACGAGAUUUCUUCAGGUGCAAUCUACAAUUCGGGGGGGGGGAGGGGGUGUGGGGGGAGGUCUUGUGUCUGUCCUUGAGCUGACAGGGUAAUUUCUUUUUCUGGCUGAAGCUUGCAAAAAUUCUUGCUUAUACAUGUGUUAGAAUUGACUGCCAUAAUCCUAGGCAUGUGUGAUGUAUAUAAACAAUCACUUUCCUGAGCCUACCAAUGGUUGCAUGCAUCUUUGAUGAUAAGUCAUCUCAGAAAGAAAAAAUAGUACAGGAACAAGAAGGAGGGAUGCUUACAUGCACUUUGCAGAUUCCCUUUGGUCUGCCAUGAAUGUAGGAGCCUGCAAACUUUGUUCUCACUGUUUACCUAUUCUUCCAAGCAAGUACGUGUGUUCUGCUAGAAUCUAAGAAAACUAGGGAGCAAUAUAAUUUGUUAAAGUUGAUAAUAUGGAAAAUUGCACUGGCCAGCUUCCCAGCAGAUCGCACAUAAGCUUCAGCAUAUCUGUGUCAGAUGCCUUGUGCUCUAAUUGAGGGGCACCACAUGCAUAACUGCUUGGGGAUCAUGCCUGGUUUCUGUGAGGCUCACUAAUGUUUGCCUGGCCCAGCUUACAUGUCAGAUGGCAUCAAAGCCGCAAGGCCCACAGCUGGAUGCAGUGGCUGGAGUUGGCAGGUGUGACUGUGGGUCAGAAGAGCCAACAGCCACACGCACAGUUGUUUGAAUCACGGUACUCUAAGAAAGGAAGUGUACAAACUGAGAACAUGAGUACUGUUUGUGUAUCACCUCUCUUCUGUCCUCCACUCCUUCCAGGGGCUUGAAACAGCUAUGCUUUCCCAAGGAGAGAAAUUUAAAAGAUCUUUCACAAGUCCUGUUCUUUCUAAUCUCUGUGACUGAGUGUUGUCUCUUUAUGUGCCUCUUCCUGUGCUCGGUGACUGCUAACCAAGAUUGUGUAACUGGCUCAGAUAAAGUGCUUGAGAUCCUCAUUUUCUGCCCUUUGAACCGCCUGUUUACAGCAACAUUUAAAAUCUUUAAGCUUGGUCUGGACAGAGUUAUCCUGCACUUUGUGCAUAACCAAGAGUCUGUGGCUAGCCAUCUCAAGUUGAUGCUUGCAUCAAGGGCUCCCAGUUGUCACAGUCUAGCAUAACACUACUGAACACAUGGGCAAAUAGUGGCAGGUGGUUGUUUUUUAAGUUAGAUCCUUUUGCUGCUGAAUAUUCUGUGUUUCAUUUGAUCUCUCAGUCUGUUGUUGCGCUGGACAGACACAGGUACUGCUUCUACUCCCACUGAAGGCAGCACCUUGUUGCUUCUAAUAAGCAAGUACUGAUAAAGCCCUAGGUACUGAGGUGGGUCCCCAGAGGUGUCCCAUGGCCAAGGUGGGUAGUAGGGAGCUGCUCUUGUUCUUUUGCUCCGUCAUCCAAAGCUAUUCAUGUCAGAAGUGAGUCAACAUAGGAAAUUUGAAGCAUGCAAUUCUCUUACAUCCAUAUCUGCUGAGAUUUUUUACCUUUGAGCUAAAGAUGCACAGAGGCAAUUGCUUUUUGUCACACUGUUUAUAUUAGUGUUAAAUUAUGCUGCUAAAUCAGUCUGUAGAACAGCAACAAGAAAAAAGCCUCUCAGCUCUUCAGCUGUGACACUCAUAAGCUGCUGCUAUCUGCUGUAGCAGGGGAGCUGCUCAAGAUGGGAACCAGUAGCAAAGCACUGAGUAGCCCCUGGUGAAAAGAACACCACCUUCUUGGGUGGAGCCCAAAUUCACACUGGGAGCUGCUCUGGUGCACUGGUGCUGUGUCUGCACUGCAGAUGCUACGCAUACAGACAUACAUUUUAGGAAGAUCUGCAAAAGAAUUCUGCAACUCUUUGACUGGAUGAGGAUGUACCAACUCUUAACUCCAGUUUAGUCUGAAGCAACCAGUUUAGAUCUAGACUGGUGUCUGCUAGGUUUUUUAUUCAGGGUAUCCAGACAAAAGUAAACAGAGGAGGAGCCUACAUUUUCAUUGUUUAUCAGAAAUGUAUCUCAUUUUGCUGUACAUUCCUUUUUUAGGACAUGUUAUCUGUUAAAAAAAAAAAAAAAGAAAGAAAAAAAGAAAAAAACAAAAAAAGAUAAAAAGCAAAAACAAAUGUGUAGUGAAAAUCUUCUGUAACUUUGGAUUAAGAAGUAAUUAUGAUCUUUUUAAAAAGAGAACUAAGUUAUUUACUUUGUAAAUGUGCUGAUGGCAUGGAUCCAUCUUACUGACCUCAGCAUUUUUUUUUUCUUUUUUUAAGAUUUUGGGUUUUGUUUCCAAUAUUAAGUUAUUUUAAAUUGUGGUUGAAGCAAUAGAAAAUUGAAAUAUGGAUUGUGCAUGACUGUGUCUUGAGUGUAAAAAUAUUGCAGUUUGAAACUUGGACCUAAAGUAUUGCAAAUAAAAGUUAUAAAUACCAAUG
Molecule: messenger RNA, 8665 nt
Organism: Numida meleagris (helmeted guineafowl)
Lineage: Eukaryota; Metazoa; Chordata; Aves; Galliformes; Numididae
Gene: PAK3
Product: p21 (RAC1) activated kinase 3
Exons: 15
Coding region: 164-1795 (543 amino acids)
Biological process (GO): regulation of axonogenesis; regulation of actin cytoskeleton organization; protein phosphorylation
Cellular component (GO): cytoplasm
Molecular function (GO): protein serine/threonine kinase activity; ATP binding
Source: RefSeq, a predicted model, not a curated record